Molecule: messenger RNA, 851 nt
Organism: Alnus glutinosa
Lineage: Eukaryota; Viridiplantae; Streptophyta; Magnoliopsida; Fagales; Betulaceae
Exons: 6
Coding region: 109-729 (206 amino acids)
Cellular component (GO): nucleus
Source: RefSeq, a predicted model, not a curated record
CGCCCCCUCUCCCCCUUUCCUUUUCUAUGGGUACUAGGGGCGUUACAGAGUCAGAAGCACUGUCUACUCGAUUCUGUUCCAAGUUCUAAUAAUCCCAGUUAGAUUUCGAUGACGGACCAUAGCAUCGACCAAACAGAAAACCCAGACACCUCGUUGCAGAACACUCCAACCGAACAUCAUCAAGAACAACAAAAAGAAGACGAGAAGUUACAUCGGCUUCUGGUGCCUGAUGUACGCGAUCUUCCUCUCACUCCUUCCUCGGCCGUUGAAUCCAACUUUGUCUCCUAUUUCGCCCCAGAUUUAACGAAACCAGGACACGAUCAGUACGUUUACCGACACGCGAAUGGACUCUGUGUGAUUGGCUUGGCUCCGGCUCACGUAGCAUUUAAGGAUAAAGGUGGCAUCACGGCCGUCGAUUUCAACGUUGGGAAGUCUGAUCGCAGUGUCAUUAAGGUCACCGGGAAGCGCAAGAAGAAUGCGCAACACUUCGAGUCCAACACAGCUUUGUGUAAAGUUUGCACCAAUGAUGCUUCUUACAUUGUGAGAUGUUGUGUGAAAGGUUCUUUAUUGGAAGUCAAUGACAAGUUAAUCGAGCAGCCAGGAUUGCUUAAUUCAUCGGCUGAUCGAGAAGGAUACAUAGCCAUUAUCAUGCCAAGACCAGCAGAUUGGCUCAAAAUCAAAGGAUCUUUUCUGGGCCUUGAAGAGUACAGGAAACUGAGAGAAUGUUAGAUCAUUGGAAUGUGAUGUUACAAUUAAUAAUGAGCCUUGAGGGAUAAAAGGAGUCAAGAGAGAAGUGUUGCUCUCCAUGGAAGUGCUUGAUUUCGCGUUCCCCCCCCCCCCCCCCCCCCCCC